Messenger RNA from Exserohilum turcica Et28A, 3780 nucleotides. RefSeq lists its product as uncharacterized. The coding region runs from base 1 to 3780 and encodes 1259 amino acids. Gene Ontology annotation, biological process: vesicle transport along microtubule; establishment of mitotic spindle orientation; microtubule organizing center organization. Lineage: Eukaryota; Fungi; Ascomycota; Dothideomycetes; Pleosporales; Pleosporaceae. The transcript is spliced from 4 exons. Gene Ontology annotation, molecular function: dynein complex binding; microtubule plus-end binding. Gene Ontology annotation, cellular component: cytoplasmic microtubule; microtubule associated complex; nuclear envelope. The record is from RefSeq and is a predicted model, not a curated record.
AUGCGGCUCUUACAGUACAGCGAAAGCGGAGAGCUCAGCAUCCACAGCUUUGACGAUGGCGACAUCCCUCCCUACGCGAUACUCUCACACACCUGGGGCGCAGAUGGCGACGAGGUGACGUUUGCAGACCUCCAGACAGGCGGCGGCAAGACAAAGCCGGGCUAUAAGAAGAUCAUCUUCUGCGGAGAACAGGCCCGGCGCGACAGCCUCCAGUACUUCUGGAUCGACACGUGCUGCAUCGACAAGACCAACAAGGCUGAACUUGCCUUCUCUAUCCGAUCGAUGUUUCGCUGGUACCGCAAUGCAGCUCGGUGCUAUGUAUAUCUAUCGGAUGUCUCUGAUCAACCUCUACCACUGACGCCAGGCUACCACGAUUCGCGAUGGCUUUUGUGGAUCUGGAUACUCUCUGUUCUCUACACUAUGUCGAGAUGGUACGGUAGCACGAUGCGGCGCUACUUCUAUUCGCGCGACGUUCUAUGCACUUCGGUCGGUAGCGAUCCUGUACGAACCGAGCAGAAGGCUGAGCUUGCGCUCAAAAACAGCAGAUGGUUUACCCGUGGAUGGACACUGCAGGAGCUUCUCGCACCGUCUACGGUAGAGUUCUUUUCUAGAGAAGGGACUAAGCUUGGUGAUAAGUUGUUGCUAGCAGAAGAAGUACGUGAAGUUACGGGCAUCCCUAGUCUAGCGCUGCAGGGUGAACCGUUGUCUUACUUUAGUAUUCAUGAACGCGUUACCUGGAUUGAACAUCGCACUACAACGAUUCCAGCAGACCGUGCAUAUUCCCUAAUGGGUAUUCUUGGCGUCAGCUUAUCCCCGAUCGAUGGCGAGAAUCUAGCUAAAGCAAUAAAGCGGGUUCUAGACGAGGUUGACAAGCAGAAUAAGUGCAUCCAAGACUUGUGUCCUAGCAACCCGCGCGAUGACAAGAAGCGGAUUGAGGAGACUAAGGGCGGGCUGCUUGCGGGUGCUUAUCGUUGGGUUCUUGAUAAUAGUACCUUCCAGCAGUGGCAGGAAGACCCGGGGAGCCGACUACUGUGGGUGAAAGGUGAUCCUGGCAAAGGCAAGACAAUGCUGCUGUGUGGCAUUAUCGACGAACUACAAAACUUGACGCCGAAACCUACCCUUAUUUCAUAUUUUUUCUGCCAGGCAACCAACACGCGCAUCAAUAGUGCCACAGCUGUGCUGCGAGGCUUACUGUACAUGCUCGUGCACCAGCAGCCGUCGCUUGCAUCGCACGUCGCCCUAACGGAAAUCUUCGCCGACGUGCUGCAAGAUGCAAGCCUAGGCAUAACGUACCUAAUUAUUGACGCGCUUGACGAAUGCGCUAUAGACUUACCAAAGUUGCUCAGCUUUAUCGCGAAGCAGUCGUCUGCGUCCUCUCGCGUCAAGUGGAUCGUGUCUAGUCGUAACUGGCCAGAUAUUGAGGAAGAGCUAGAGCGUGCUGAGCACGAAAUGAGGCUUAGCCUUGAGCUAAACGCCGAGUUGGUGGCUGCAGCAGUAGAGGUAUUUAUCCAGCAGAAAGUGUGUCGCCUAGCUCAAGAGAAGCGCUACACGCUAGAGGUGCAAAACGCGGUGCUCCAGCACUUGACUUCGAACGCGAAUGACACUUUCCUCUGGGUUGCGUUAGUGUGCCAAGACCUCAAAGCGACGCCGAAGUGGGAUGUGCAAGAGAAGCUAGCCCAGUUUCCGCCUGGUUUAGACUUACUUUAUAGGCAGAUGCUAGACCAGAUACGCAAGUCUAGUAGCGCUCGAAGAUGUCUGCGGGUGCUGGCAGUGGCUGCUGUCCUAUAUCGACCAGUCACAGUUAGUGAGCUAGUUAUAUUGACUGAGCAACUUACAGACCUUGUUAAUGAUCUAGAGUCCGUACGGGAGAUCAUCGGUCUCUGCAGAUCAUUCUUAACGCUGCGAGACGAUACGGUGUACUUUGUACAUCAAUCAGCUAAGGACUUCCUUAUCACGAAAGCGUUAAACGACGUCUUUCUAGACGGUAUAGAAUGUGUGCAUCAAGACGUCUUCUUAAAGUCACUUGUAAUUCUGCACGAGACACUGCGCAGAGAUACAUACAACCUUCAAGCGCCUGGAUAUGCUAUAGAAGACGUCAAGCCACUUUUUCCCGAUCCUCUAGCCGUGUCGCGCUACCCGUGUGUGUACUGGGUUGACCACUUCUGCGACUCAAAGCCCAGGGCUACUAACCAAGAAACUACUAGGGCUAUAGACGCAUUUCUUGAACAAAAAUAUCUCUACUGGCUAGAAGCACUCAGCUUGUGUAGAAGCAUGGCCAAAGGGGUAGUCUCGAUGACAAGGCUAUGGGAUCUAGUCCAGGGACUUAGAGACACGGACGUAUUGAACAAGAUCGUGUACGACACACAACGAUUCAUUAUGUAUCAUAGGGAGGCGAUCGAGAACUAUCCAUUACAAGUAUACGCGUCUGCUCUUUUGUUCAGCCCAGUAAACAGCAUGAUAAGAAGGCUGUUCCAGCACGAAGAACCAAGAGGAGUAACGAUCAAGCCCGCUAUGAGCAACGGCUGGAGUGCGUGUCUGCAGACGCUCGAGGGCCAUAGCGAUUAUGUUACCUCAGUGGCAUUCUCGCACGACUCGACCUGGCUAGCGUCAGCGUCAGGGGAUAGCAAUAUUAAGAUCUGGGACGCGAGCAGUGGGACGUGUGUGCGCACGCUCGAGGGCCAUAGCAGUUAUGUUACCUCGGUGGUCUUCUCACAUGGCUCAACUCGGUUAGUGUCAGCGUCAGAAGACAGGACUGUCAAGAUCUGGGACGCGAGCAGCGGGACGUGUGUGCGCACGCUUAAGGGCCAUAGCGAUUAUGUUACCUCGGUAGCCUUCUCACACGACUCGACCCGGCUAGCGUCAGCGUCGAGGGACAACACUGUCAAGAUCUGGGACGCGAGCAGUGGGACGUGUAUGCACACACUUAAGGGCCAUAGCGAUUAUGUUACCUCGGUGGCCCUCUCACACGACUCGACCCGGCUAGCGUCAGCGUCGAGGGACAACACUGUCAAGAUCUGGGACGCGAGUAGUGGGACGUGUGUGCACACGCUUAAGGGCCAUAGCGAUUAUGUUACCUCAGUAGCAUUCUCGCAUGACUCAACUCGGUUAGUGUCAGCGUCAGAAGACAGGACUGUCAAGAUCUGGGACGCGAGCAGCGGGACGUGUGUGCGCACGCUCGAGGGCCAUAGCAGUUAUGUUACCUCAGUGGUCUUCUCGCACGACUCGACCCGGCUAGCGUCAGCUUCUUGGGACAGGACUGUCAAGAUCUGGGACGCGAGCAGCGGGACGUGUGUGCACACGCUUGAGGGCCAUAGCAGUUAUGUUACCUCAGUGGCCUUCUCGCACGACUCGACCCGGUUUGUGUCAACAUCAGAAGACAGCACUAUUAAGAUCUGGGACACGAGCAGCGGGACGUGUGUGCGCACGCUUGAGGGCCAUAGCGAUUAUGUUACCUCAGUGACCUUCUCACACGACUCGACCCGGCUAGCGUCAGCGUCUUGGGAUAGCACUGUCAAGAUCUGGGACACGAGCAGUGGGACGUGUAUGUAUACGCUUGAGGGCCAUAGCGAUUAUGUUACCUCGGUGGCCUUCUCGCACGACUCGACCCGGUUAGUGUCAGUGUCAUUAGACAGGACUGUCAAGAUCUGGGACUCGAGCAGCAGGACGUGUGUGCACACUCUUGAUGUUGGCAGGGCUCUUUUCAGCUUGUCUUUCGGCUCUACUACAGGCGACCACAAGUGGUGGCCGGACGAAGCCUUUGAGCUUUGCGCCACAGCUUGA